Molecule: messenger RNA, 2030 nt
Organism: Sitophilus oryzae (rice weevil)
Lineage: Eukaryota; Metazoa; Arthropoda; Insecta; Coleoptera; Curculionidae
Product: facilitated trehalose transporter Tret1-like
Exons: 6
Coding region: 51-1499 (482 amino acids)
Biological process (GO): transmembrane transport
Cellular component (GO): membrane
Molecular function (GO): transmembrane transporter activity
Source: RefSeq, a predicted model, not a curated record
UGACAGUAUUAUAAAGGUUUUGUUGAGAUAUUUGAUAUAGUUAUUUAAAAAUGUUUAUUAGAUUUGGUUCGAAAGAUGACCCAUCGAAUUUUAGAAGAUACCUUCCUCAACUUCUGGCAGUGCUUAUUAAAAACUUUAACUUAUUUAUUUUUGGUCUGGCGAUGGCAAUGCCCACAAUUUUAAUACCAAUGUUAGGUGGAAACGAUGAGGAUGGUGAUGAGGUCAUUAUUUUAAGCGAUGAAGCAAUUUCUUGGAUUGCUUCCGUCAACCAUUUGUGCGUUCCUAUCGGUUGCUUAUUAUCGGGCUUCGUUAGCUCCCCCAUGGGAAGGAAACGGUUCUUGCAAAUCAACAGUUUACCGUUUUUUGGCGCCUUCCUCCUGCUCUAUUUUGCGACACAGCCCUGGCAAUUGUUCCUCGCUUUGAGCGUCACGGGAAUAUCGGGAGGAUUGAGUGAGUCUCCGGCACUUAGCUACACAACAGAAAUCACAGAACCUACUCUAAAGAGGAGAAUACUCUUUACGUUUAUUUUGGCCGCUUUUAAUAGCUGGAGAACUGUAGCAUUAGUUAAUGCUAUUAUACCAUUAGUGGGAGUUGUAUUCUUGGCUUUACUGCCAGAAUCACCUUAUUGGUUGCUGGACAAAAAUCGCGUUGAUGAUGCUAAAAGGAGUUUGGCUUGGCUGAGAGGAUGGACAACAGUACACAACAUAGAAAAAGAAUUCGGCGAGAUACAACACAAUGUCGAAGAAAACCGCACAACCAAGAAGAGAAAAUCACUUUUUAACAAAGCGACCGCAAAGUUGUACUUCAAAUCAAAUUUCAUCAAACCCUUUUUGCUGGUAAUACUCACUUUUAUACUCAGUCACUUUAACGUGACUCCUUAUACAACUUACGCAAUUAAAAUAUUCAGUUUGCUGCGAGUACCGAUCAACUCCUACUAUGCUACUAUCAUCACCGGAACCUGUAACAUGUCUGGAUCGUUACUAUGUUUAAUGAUAUUAUCAAUCACUGGAAAAAGACUGCUUUCUUUUAUUUCUUUGUUAGGCAUCUCUAUUUGUUUCUUGAUAGUGGGUAUAUAUACUUGGAGUGUUGGAGUACAAUACUUCACUGAUGAUACAUCAUUACUAGAUGAAACGACAACGUGGAUACCCUUAGUUUUCCUUGUCCUAAUGGGCUUCUUCAGUUACCUAUUAAGUUUUGCCCUGCCAUGGGUUAUUAUGGGUGAAAUAUACUACCACGAAGUCAGGGAUGUGGCUACUGGAGUUUCUGCCGCUGUAGGGUAUCUGAUAGGGUUUCUAGCGAACAAAACCUUCUUGAAUAUGGUGUCGUGGAUAACACUGGGUGGUGUAUUUUGGUUUUAUUCUGCUGUGACAGCCGUGGGAAUUAUUCUGUUGUAUUUCUUUCUUCCGGAAACUGAAGGAAAGAGUUUUGGGGAGAUAUAUGAUCAUUAUAGUGGUGUGAAAAAGUUGGAUAACAAGGUUAGAAGGGAUAGGAAUCAUUAAGAGUGGCCAUAUAUCAGUAAUAUGUUUACAUGGCUAGUAAAGACUUUAAGCAUCUGCCAAGAGAAUGAGACUAAGGCAUUUUAUUAAACGUCGGCGUUUUAAACAAUAGGAGGAUAUUUCGCAAAUAGCCUAUCUGUUUUCAGUCGCUUUGCAAAACGCGUAAUAAAGACUAGUCAGAUUGCACAACAAAUUUUGCCCGGGAUUAGUCAAAAGUAACCUAAAUUUAUCCAACGACAUUUCUUGAACUUCUGUUUCAAGAUUAGAAAGUAAUGGCACAAAAAGUGAAAAUUCUGUUAAAUGGGGUAUGGUUAAGGACGAUUAUUAUAAAGAUCUAAAUUCAUUCAAAGCAUAAGAGUUCCAAAAAAAAAGAAAGCAAAGUUCUACAAAGAGGCAGCCCUGUACACAAAAUUAAAUUACAGAGUAUAAUAAUUAAACGAAAUAUUACUAUUAAGUUUUUAAUAUAUUUUGUAUUUAAAAUUAUCUUACUUAUAAUUAUUAUAAUUUAUGAAAUAGGGUUCAAGUUGUUUUCGU